Molecule: messenger RNA, 930 nt
Organism: Brugia pahangi
Lineage: Eukaryota; Metazoa; Nematoda; Chromadorea; Rhabditida; Onchocercidae
Source: the annotation of a GenBank genome assembly
AUGCGAUAUAUUACUAAUCGAUCUGGCACUGUAUCAUUGUUAACUGCUUCUUUCUUUGCUGGUUGUUUAGCUGACAAAUAUAUACUGAAACGAGCUAAUGCUGCCACUGCUCAGUUGCCGGCAACUGCAGUGCAGCCUCACAUUUUAACCGGACCCACCUCAACCUUGGAUAUUGAUCAUGUAAAAGAGCAACCAUCUCGUGCAUCCCAAAUAAUGCGAUAUGGAUAUCCCGGUUUUGAUAACUUACGUACUUUCGAAGAUUAUGUUUUAUCGUACGACCGUCGAAAUAGAAUUGCUCAUUGGGUUGUUGAACAUCUAAGUUCAGAUAGGCUAGUGUAUAAUUCAUCUGUCGACCGUUCGAAAUGUCAAUUUCGCGAGGACCCAUCCAUUCAUCCUUAUUUCAAAUCAACAAAUGAUGACUAUAAGGGUAGUGGAUAUGAUCGUGGUCAUUUAGCUGCAGCUGGUAAUCAUCGGCGAUCACAAACUGCAAUCGAUCAAACUUUCUUGUUGAGUAAUAUGGCACCUCAAGUUGGAAAAGGAUUUAAUAGGGACAAAUGGAAUGAAUUGGAGAAACAUGUCAGGAAGCUUGCAAGGAAGAACAAAAAUGUAUACGUUUGUACGGGUCCAUUAUUUUUGCCGAAAUUAGAACAAGAUGGCUCUUUGUACAUCAAGUAUAAAAUUGUUGGUCGAAAUAAUAUUGCUGUACCGACACAUUUCUUUAAAGUUGUACUCGUGGAACUUAUGAAUGGCAAAUUCGAACUAGAAGCAUAUAUUUUGCCAAAUUCAGUAAUACCUGAUGAUAUACCUUUGACUUCUUUUAUGGUACCGUUGGAUAGUAUUGAGCGUUCUGCUGGAUUUCUAAUUUUUGAUAAAUUACCAAAGAAUGCUUUAAAUAAGGUUAAUGGAAAAUCAGGCAAAAUGUUAUGGUGA